Camponotus floridanus (Florida carpenter ant) is the source of this 637-nucleotide messenger RNA. RefSeq names its product 60S ribosomal protein L27 (gene RpL27). NCBI's taxonomy places the organism in Eukaryota, Metazoa, Arthropoda, Insecta, Hymenoptera, Formicidae. The coding region runs from base 125 to 529 and encodes 134 amino acids. The transcript is spliced from 4 exons. Gene Ontology annotation, cellular component: ribosome; cytosolic large ribosomal subunit. The record is from RefSeq and is a predicted model, not a curated record. Gene Ontology annotation, molecular function: structural constituent of ribosome. Gene Ontology annotation, biological process: translation.
GAGAUUACCGGAUGUGCAACAGUGCGACAUCUGUCGAUCGAGACUAGUAAAGAUACAAGCAAAAAGGUAGUAGGGUUAACUUCCUUUUAUGCGGUACGACGACUUGUGAGUUCACAUCGCCAAGAUGGUGAAGAUUAUGAAGACUGGAAAAGUUGUGCUGGUCCUCAGCGGCCGGUACGCGGGAAGAAAAGCCAUUGUCAUGCGCAACUAUGAUGAUGGAACAGCAGAAAAACAAUAUGGACAUGCUAUGGUUGCAGGCAUUGACCGGUAUCCACGCAAGGUCCACAAAAGAAUGGGAAAGGGAAAGUUACAUAAACGCUCUAAAAUCAAGCCUUUUGUUAAGAUUUUAAAUUACAACCAUUUAAUGCCAACGAGAUACACGGUAGAUUUACAAUUGGAUAAAGUAGCUCCUAAAGAUCUUAAGGACCCAAUGAAGCGCAAGAAAGUUCGUUUCCAGACACGUGUCAAAUUUGAGGAGAGGUAUAAAAAUGGUAAGAACAAAUGGUUCUUCCAGAAGUUAAGAUUCUAAUUAUUUCUAAAUAAAAGCCUGAUAUACAAAUAAAAAAAGUGAAUACAAUUUUUUUCCAUCACAUAAUAUGUCCUAUGUAAAGAAUAUAUCAAACCUUUAUAUUUUUAA